Messenger RNA from Pocillopora meandrina, 1467 nucleotides. Lineage: Eukaryota; Metazoa; Cnidaria; Anthozoa; Scleractinia; Pocilloporidae. The record is from the annotation of a GenBank genome assembly.
GAUCAACCGAAGCAUCUUCUGAGGGUAUUGUGGAUGGGGAGGUUGGAGUGAGUUCGUCAGUAGGCCGUGUGAAGAUCUGGAAUCGAGUCUCCGCAAGAAUCAAAAUGGCGGCUGCUUGGCGUUCAAACCUUGGUAAACAUGUCAGAGAAAUUCGUAUUCACUUGUGUCAGAAGUCCCAGAGUAGUCAAGGUGUAAGGUAACUAACUAUGGAGGACGAUUAUUCCAAAUUUUGAAGUACUUGAGUUAUUUAUAACGCUAUUUGCGUAAUUAAUCUGCGGAUGAAACUCUUCUUUAUGGACUCGAUCGCCAGAAGUACAAAUAUUAUACUUACAGAAAAAAUAGCAUACAACAAUCAUUUUUAAGCGAUACCAGAAAUCAACUCAAGCAAGGUGAUGUUGUAAAGGAGGGGUUUGUUGAAAUCACUGGUGAUCAUAGGUCGACCGUUCGUUACCAUGUUUUGGUCUCCUCAUUUAAAAACAUUUUAAGCUGUUGAUGGCCACUAAACUCUUAAGGUACUUACACACUGCAACAUGACAUACCCUGUGCCAAUCGGCUUUAAAAAAUCUCUGAAUAACAAAUAGAAAAGAAGUUGAAGAAUUCAAAAAUUUCUUUAUCUCAGACAGAAAUUUAUGAGGUGGAACUUUAAUAGAUUAUUUGUUAACAAACCCCUUUGUGUCUUUUUUAUAUUUUUUUGUUUUCUUUUUGUGCAAAUAUUUAAUUAACCUGUGGAAUUUCUAAUCAGGGACUUCUUGGAGAAAUACUACAUUGGCAUCAAGAAAGAGAACCCAAAAGUUCCCAUCUUGGUUCGUGAAUGUAGUGGAAUUCAACCAAAGAUGUACGCAAGAUAUGGUAAGAACUAAGAUAAGAAAAUUCUACUCUUUCUUUACUCAAAUGAUACAUUUGCAAAAUAUGCAGAUCUCUUGUGACAAGUGAUAACCAAACUGAUUUGGUAAAUGAAGUUGCUGAUCAAAGCCCAGAAAGCCUUGAGUCUCUUUUUCAUUGUCCGUGUUGUGUGGGCGACAACACUGUUGCUAUUUAGUGUAAGUUAACCCUUAAACUCCAAUAACUCCAAUGAGUUACCAAGACAGAAUUUUUCUCUAUGAUAUUAAUACAAUAUCAAGCAGACAGGUGAUGGGAAUGACCCAAAACAUCAACGAUGGGAUUACUUGUCGCUUGAAUACCAAAUUUUCUAAAUUAACAUCAUAAUAAUUGUGUAGCAGACAGUAUGAAGGAUUACUGAGAUCUUGGGUGUGAAAGGGUUACAAUUUGGCCAGCUGAAUGUGAUAUUUCUUUAAUCCCUUUAGAUCAUGGAAAGGAAAACUCUGUCCAACUGAACAAUAUGAGUGGGGAUUCAGUCCUCCAAGCUAUGGAGAAGCUUGUUACAUCAGGAUCACUGUGAAAUGUGGAAUAUUUAUGAAUGAUGCCAUAACAUUAUCAAUUGCAGGAAAGGACAGGAAAUUUUUAUUU